Cannabis sativa is the source of this 2364-nucleotide messenger RNA. RefSeq names its product AP-5 complex subunit mu. The coding region runs from base 82 to 1983 and encodes 633 amino acids. Lineage: Eukaryota; Viridiplantae; Streptophyta; Magnoliopsida; Rosales; Cannabaceae. The transcript is spliced from 9 exons. The record is from RefSeq and is a predicted model, not a curated record. Gene Ontology annotation, biological process: endosomal transport. Gene Ontology annotation, cellular component: lysosome; AP-type membrane coat adaptor complex; cytosol.
UUAAAUUGGUCGCCUCUCUUUUUCUUCUUUUCGACAAAAGGGUCUUGGCAGAGUGCAAUUCUAGUGAGGAAUAGGAAAGCCAUGGCGGGUGGUUGCAGCAUCAGAGCCGUAUGGAUCCUCAGUAGCCUCGACACCGUCGUCUUCUCUAGGAGGUUUCCGGUGGUGGAGAAACGGUGGCGAGCGGCUUGCAGGAGUGAGAACCUCACUUGCGCUAUACCUGAUAGUGAUACUCUUAACUAUGCCGUAUUUCCUUCACUCCCAACUGAUUCUGAGCUUGUUGCUGCUUUCGUUGAGAGAAAGAGAAGAGAAGGGUCUAUUCGUGGGCUUGGCAUCCGUAUGAGUCAUUCGGCUAAAGGGUCAGAUUCCUGGGUUGAUGAUCCAAUCACAAGGCACAUAAUUGGUCUCUAUAUAAACAAAGAAGAGGAUGGGGAUAACAAUCUUCUAUGGCCUUUAAUCUUGCAUACAAAGGGCCAAUACUCUGUCCUUGUGUUACCUUUAGUUGAACCCAGGCAUCUGAAGGCAUAUGCGGUGUUAUGCAAGAGAUCUGAUUGUGGAAUUGCUGUCGGAGUGGAUAACAGUCUAUCUUCCUUGUUGCUUGAUCUUCCAUCCAUCACAGGGGCGUUCAUGGUGGCGCAUGCUAUUGGUGAUACAAUCACUGGCGAGGUAGUAGAACCUGAGGUGAUUGUAAACACAUCUCCAUCUGUCGGGGGACUGUUGGACUCGCUAACUGGAAGUAUAGGAAUAUCUGGAAUCUCCUCAAGGGCAAAACCUGUAGCUGCUACAGUUUCAUCGUCAAACCCAUCUAUUACUGCUGUAACUGGAGCAGUAGCCUCAGAUACUCCUAGGAUUGGUACAAGGCCUUUAGACAAAGAUGCUCUUCGAACUUUCAUAACAAGCUCAAUGCCCUUUGGUACCCCAUUGGAUUUGAGUCAUUCUAAUAUUUUCUCAAUGAAGGUUAAUGGAUUUUCUACGUUAGAUUUGCCUCCUUCAGACCUAAAACAACCAGCAUGGAAGCCAUAUCUUUACAAAGGAAAGCAGAGAGUAUUAUUCACAAUUCAUGAGGUUGUACAUGCUGCCAUGUAUGAUCGAGAUGAAAUUCCAGAUAGUAUAUCCAUUUCUGGUCAAAUAAAUUGCCGAGCAGAGUUAGAAGGCUUGCCUGAUCUGUCAUUCCCCUUGACAGGGAUGAACACAAAUCACAUUGAAGUUUUAUCCUUUCAUCCUUGUGCCCAGAUUCCAGAACAGGGUAUGGAUAAGCAUGCUGUCAUGUUUUCUCCACCAUUGGGUAAUUUUGUCAUAAUGCGUUAUCAAUCAAAGUGUGGCAUUGGACCUCCUGUCCAGGGAUUUUACCAAUUGUCAAUGGUUUCUGAAGACAAAGGUGCAUUUUUAUUCAAGUUGAGGUUGAUGGAAGGUUAUAAGUCUCCUCUUACAAUGGAGUUCUGUAAUGUGACAAUGCCUUUCCCUAGGAGGAGAAUUAUAUCCUUUGAUGGCACUCCUUCUAUUGGAAUAGUUUCAAACACCGAGCAUUCAGUGGAAUGGAAAAUUAUAACAACUGGGCGGGGCCUCAGUGGGAGAAGUAUAGAGGCAACCUUCCCUGGAACAGUGCAAUUUGCCCCAUUGCAAAUUCAAAGGUGGCCUAUGUCUAGCUCAGCCUCUGGACUAAUGGCUGAUGAAGAUAGUGAUGCUGAGACAGAUGGUUCCAAUAAUAUGGUAAACAUUGAUGAAUGCUUGAUGGAAAAAAUGAACAAGGAUCUUCCUUCAGUUGAUUUGGAAGAGCCAUUUUCUUGGCAGGCGUAUAACUGUGCCAAGAUAUCAUUCAAAAUUGUCGGCGCACCAUUGUCUGGAAUAUCAAUUGAUACGAAAUCUGUAAGUAUUUAUCCAGCUGUUAAAGCACCUGUGGAGCUAUCAACUCAGGUUACUUCUGGAGAUUACAUUUUGUGGAAUACAUUAGGUCCGUGCCCCUCAGCAGCUGUGGCAAAGGUGUAAAAGGAUGGAUAUGAAUAUAAGGAGAGAGAUUUGCAGAAUAGGUUUACCAAAUUGUUCCAACUUCCAGGUUCCCUGCAUUCAAAUACUUGAUGGAGAUAUAAGUCGACAAAUCCAGGAGAUGGUGCAAGUUUGUUGGUUGCCGUUGUAGCGACUAGUGAGUUCUUCAGCUUCUUUUUGUUUUGUAGCAUUCAUUUUCUUUUGUGGACGCCAUGAGCUAAUCCUAUAUUUAAAUUAUUAUUUAUUUUUGCUUGAAAAAAUGAUUCAAGACAUCGAUUUUCCCUCCCAUUUGUGUAAGAGCGGCUGUAAACUGUACACUAAAUAAAGAGUUUCCCUUUUCUUCUGCCACUUGGGUGGGAUGGGAACAAUGAUUUGAUUUAAAAA